Messenger RNA from Phaethon lepturus (White-tailed tropicbird), 2009 nucleotides. Its product is annotated as ARF GTPase-activating protein GIT2-like. The record is from RefSeq and is a predicted model, not a curated record. The transcript is spliced from 9 exons. Lineage: Eukaryota; Metazoa; Chordata; Aves; Phaethontiformes; Phaethontidae. Gene Ontology annotation, molecular function: GTPase activator activity. Gene Ontology annotation, biological process: regulation of ARF protein signal transduction; brain development. The annotation marks the transcript as partial.
AGACAGAAACUGGCUCGAUUCAAUGCCCAUGAAUUUGCUACACUAGUUAUAGAUAUUUUGAGUGAUGCCAAACGAAGGCAACAGGGGAAUCCCCUCACUGGUUCAAAAGAAAAUGUGGAACUGAUACUCAAAUCAAUCAGCAGUCAACAUAGUAGUGAAAGUCAGGAUAAUGACCAGCCUGAUUAUGACAGUGUUGCUUCGGAUGAAGAUACAGAUCUGGAAACAAAUGCAGCUAAAUCAAACAGACAGAAGAGCCUGGAUUCAGACUUGUCAGAUGGACCAGUGACAGCCCAAGAAUAUAUGCAAGUUAAAAAUGCGUUGGUGGCUUCUGAGGUAAAGAUUCAGCAGUUAAUGAAAGUGAACGUCAACCUGAGUGAUGAGCUGAGAAUCAUGCAGAAAAAGCUUCAAACGCUACAGAGUGAAAAUACCAACCUCAGAAGACAGGCCACAACCAAUAUAUAUCAGGUCCAAACUGGUUCUGAAUACACAGACCCUACCAACAGUUCUUCUUUAAAGCGACGGCCAUCUGCACGGGGUAGCAGACCCAUGUCCAUGUAUGAGACUGGAUCAGGUCAGAAACCCUACCUCCCCAUGGGAGAGGUCACAUACCCAGAAGAAAGCAUAACAAGACUGCAGCCUUUCCCUCCACAUAUCGGGAGGAGUGCGUUUGUGACCUCCUCUUCAUCUCUACCUUCCUUCCCCUCCACGCUUUCCUGGUCAAGGGAUGAAAGCACACGAAGGGCCUCGAAGCUGGAGAAGCAGAGUAGCGUGUCCGAGAGUGACUACGAUAACCCCACCACCCCUCUGGAGCUGGAGGAGACAGGGUCAGGCCGGAAGGGCCGUCAGAGGAGUGUCAUUUGGCAAGGGGAGGGAUCCAUCCCUGAAGAUACCGACACAGCCCCCAGCUCUAGCUUGCCCAGCACAGAAGAUGUGAUUCGGAAAACUGAGCAGAUCACCAAGAAUAUUCAGGAGCUGCUGCGAGCAGCACAAGAGAACAAGCAUGACAGCUAUAUACCAUGCUCCGAGAGAAUACACGUGGCAGUAACAGAAAUGGCAGCCUUGUUCCCAAAAAAACCCAAAUCUGAGCUGGUAAGGACUUCUUUGCGUCUGCUGACAUCUAGUGCCUACAGACUCCAAUCUGAGUGCAAAAAAACCCUUCCCGUGGAGACGUGCCCUACGACAGACAUCCAGCUGGUCACGCAGCAAGUUAUCCAGUGCGCUUAUGACAUUGCCAAGGCUGCUAAACAGCUGGUUACCAUCACAACCAAAGAGAACAACAACUGAGUCACAUUUGGCUCUUUAGUCUUGUUUUUUAAAGGUUGAAUUUCAAAUAAAGGUGUGGAACUAUUCAAAUUUUUAUGAGGAAAAGUAAAGGGGCAAGAAACUUUUUUUAAAACCUCAGUAUUAUUUUUGCAUGUUUUCUAACAAUUUCAUGAUUAAUUUAACCCACUGCCUUAUUUUGUGCCUGUGUUGCCAGUUUAGUUACAGAUAAUAGCAUGCUGCAAAUAGCUGUUGAGCCAUUAUCACAUACCAGCAUUGUAUCAAGCUCUCGCUAGAUGUUUCCUUGGGGCCACGUUCCGCUUUCAGAUGUUGCUUGCAAAAACUUUUUUAGUCAGCUGCACGCAUCAGAGGGCAGAAUCUCGCCUCUGCUCUGUCCGGCCUGGAGCUUCAUGUGCUGUGAUGCUGCUGACUGAGAAACCUGCAGCGAAACAGGCUCCGAGGGCUCCAGGACCGUAACUGCAGGAAGAAGGUUGUAGCCCUGGCAAUGGGGUACAAGCCAAAUAUCAUCUGUUCCCAUAUCAACAGUUGUGCAAUAAUACUACGUUUUUAGUCUGCUAGAACGAUAGUAGUUAUGGGCAUCUGAGCUUAUUACAUGAAACUAUACGAGGUCUUUGUCACUUUAUCCGUUUUGGAAGGAAUUUUAAACGUAAUGGGUAUUUCUUUUAGUUGUCACUAUGCCAUUAAUAUAUGUGUUUGAUGUUACUUUAGGGCAUUAGUGGUUAAAAUGU